AACAUCCAUCCGACAUCCAGGCUGUCUCAGUCAUCUUAUUUUCUGUGUCUUUCCAAUCGCUUUCAUUCCGAUCUCGUCGAAGCUAAUUUACGUUGAUAUAUCCAGAUUCGAACGGAAAUUGUGACAGCUCCGAAAUCAUCCAAACAUUUCAUCGGGUCCAAGUGUUUCUCUGGCUGUAACGCGUACCGACCGAACUGCCUGCUGGAACUAAGCAUCCACUUUGUCAACGGCAAGUGGAGUGAGGCUGGCGAUUAAGAGACGAAAUUGCCUUUGCGUUCACGCUUUUUAGAAAACACGUUCGUGCCCGCGUCGCGUUAAAGACGCCAAACAAUCAAAGGAAAGGCUUAGUCUAACGGACACGUCGCGAUGGAAAACACUUUGCUAGUUUUUCCAUUUUCACGGCUGUAGAAUCCCUUCGACAAAAUGUGCUUUCGAAUUCUCACAGCGAAGGUGCUGUUGCUUUCUCUUCUGGUGUCGGCUAGCUCCAUCCGUUCCAAGGAUCUCGAAGAAGAUAGAAACGAGUCCGCGAGCGAGGAGGUGAAGCCGAUCGAACAGGAAUCCUUCGAGGAGACCUCGAGCGAAAACGAGUUCUCGUUGCAGUCGGCGACAACCACCGAGUACACGACCACGGUGGUAACCUACGGAAAGAUAAGGUCGUUCGUGGCUUCGCAGAAGAACGUCUCCGAGGUGUUCAGGCCCAGCGCUCCUCUGGGAGAGAUCAAAGAGUCGAGGAUCAACGGGAAUCCGUUCGAUAACGCGCAUCACGUCAAAUUCGAGAACGAUCACGACCCCAACUCUUAUCGCGAGCAACUUGAAAACUUCCAGCUGGUGAUCCAGCCUACGAGUCACUUGGAUCAAACCGGUCAACAUGGAAAUCUUCAUCAGAGUUUCUUCGGGACUGUUUCUGGGUCCUCGGAGGAGGGUAAAAAGGAAGGAGCGGAACAAACCGCGUACGUGACAUUUCAGACCGAUCCGAUCGGCACAUCUAUCCCGAUGAUCCAUUAUGGAUCGUUAAAGGAUCCACAGUUUCAUCAGCAGUUUGUUCAGUCGAUCGCGGAAAAUGUUGGAACGCAGCGAGAUCCGAUGGACCAAAAGGUCUUUGAAAAUCUGCAGAAACCGGUCUACGAACAGUACGCGCCCACCUUUUUUCAAAAACCGUCCAAGUUUCACAGCGAAACGCAGAAACACGAAUCGGGGAGCUUUGCGUCCGUCGAUCUUCCGAGCUCGCCGUAUUUUGCUGGAGCUUACGAUCACCAGAUCCAUCGGCCUGUUUCGCAUGACUUUGGUGUGCCGGCGCCGAACAAGCCGAUCAACGGAGUCGUUUAUGCACAAGAGUCGACUUUUAUGAGGACUAGAAAGUUUCCUUAUUCGUUUUACCAGCCAGCAGUUGGAUACAAUCAGAUAGAGUUCGUUAACAACGAUCAGCCGGUUUAUCCUGUUAGAAAGAGAGUUUCACCCUGGAAGAAGAUCUUGCAUUUAAUCGGUGCGUUUCUACCUUUUGGACUGCUCCUGGCGGCUCUAACGCCUACCGUCGUCAAGGUCAACAAUACAACAGAACCGAACAUCGUUCUUUCCAAGCUGAGGGUCGCCGACCUGCCGGUUGAACACAAACAGGCACGAUUCGUCGAGGAACCUCCAACGGUUUGCGAGGAGAGAUCCAUCUGCGAGCUGAUUUCUGUCGGCGACCAACCGGGUUCGAGCGUGUUGCAAAAUCUUCUGUGGAAUCUGGCUACCAGAACAUCGACGACAGUCGCUAAAGAGAAUGGUCUUCGAGACGUCUUCGAGGCGGUAAAGAAGAAGGAUUGCACAAAAGUUGCUUGCUGAUUGUUAACUCGAGAAUGUGGAAAGCAUGUCUACGACAAUGACAAUGGUUUCUCGGAGAAAAAAGUUACACGAGAAAACAAAUUUCUGGAGGAGUAAGGUCGAAAGCCCGACGUCUGUCCUGAACAUUUCUUUGCAUCGCGAACAAACAUUUUAUAUAUGAACGAGGAAGUGAAAGGACCAUCGAAAUCGUGGUACAAGAUUCUCAUCGUUCAUCAAGGACUUUGGAGCGUCGGCGUCGUACAGUUCAUCCUGAAAUUUUUGACUUUUUAAAAAUAGAAUGUCUUCGCAAAAGUGAUCGGAAGCUAUUUUAAAAACGACCAGAAGCCGGAUGAGAAGAUUAGUCGGGAAUUCUUCGAACGAGCCGUGUGUGUUUGGUAGCCGCAAGUGAAAGUAGUCACAGUGUACAAGUGGGUCGACGAUACUCUAUGUCGACUCGACCCAAGAAUUUAUGUCUCUGCGAUGAGAUACGGGUUAUCGGUGACUGCAACGAGCUUUCACGUACAUCUCGAGUACACGGUGCAUCUCGAAACCGGACGAGAUAUCGAUGCUGGCUCCUAUGAAAUCACUGUCUUAUUUGCAUUCGAGGUGAUUUCAAUGCCAACGUAGUAUGGAAAUAAAUAGUGCUCCUAAUUUAAUUUCUCAUUACUUCAAUUACUAACCGUCGAAGAAAAGUUUAAUUUAGAUCGAUAUCAAUUUUUGUAUAUCGAACGAAACAAUUUAUCCGAUACCGACAUGUAUUAGAAAAUGCGA
Molecule: messenger RNA, 2574 nt
Organism: Hylaeus volcanicus
Lineage: Eukaryota; Metazoa; Arthropoda; Insecta; Hymenoptera; Colletidae
Exons: 4
Coding region: 424-1824 (466 amino acids)
Source: RefSeq, a predicted model, not a curated record